Centruroides sculpturatus (bark scorpion) is the source of this 1779-nucleotide messenger RNA. Its product is annotated as cilia- and flagella-associated protein 53-like. The record is from RefSeq and is a predicted model, not a curated record. Bases 682 to 1779 code for a protein of 365 amino acids. The transcript has 6 exons. Lineage: Eukaryota; Metazoa; Arthropoda; Arachnida; Scorpiones; Buthidae.
AUGGAUUUUAAUUUUGAUAAAUUUGUUAUUAAUAAAAUUCUUUAUAGUAAAAUAUGGCUUAGGAGAAUUUCAGGAUUAACUAUAAAAUUAGAAGUUGAUUUUUAAUUAUUUUUAAUGUUGAAUGAAUUAAAAUAGUAGAAAUUACUUAUAGGUCAUUUGUAUAUAUAGUCACGUGUUUAUAAAUUAUCUAAAAGUAACUUCUGCUGAAAGAAGAUUUGUCAAGAGUUAAUACAUGGCGUGUAUUUGGUGCUUCAAAAUUUUACUUCUAAACUUUUUCAGCACUAAGAAGGCCUUUUCAUAUUAUGGGUUCAGCCAGGCCCACAAUGGAGGUGACUGAUGAAGGAUGAACUUGCCUCCUGGGGUUGAUCACCUGGAUUCAAUCCCAGAGUCACCAAAGCUGUAGGUUGAUGCUAUAACUGCCUCAGGUCGUCUACUUUAGGCAUUAAUUAAUAAUUGGAACUCCAAAUGCUUCACUUUUUGUCAUAAUAUCAAUACUAUCUUUAUCAUUCCAUAAAUCUUGGAAUUUUUUUGGGCUUUUCUCCAGUAUUAGCUUUUCAUUGAGUUGAAAUCUUAAUAGUUAAUAGUAAUCAAGUUGUUUUGAUUAUUUAAUCUUACAUUAAUUUAAAUAAUUUGUAGAUUUAUGUGAUAAUUAUCUUGAAUCAUAAUAAGAAAUUAAAUUAGAUGAUUUACUCAAAAAUGGAUUUGAAUCUGAGAACUCUACUUCACAUAAGAAAAGAUGUUCCUGGGUCCAUGCCUCACAGUUUUGGAAGAAUACAUUUUCAUGAUUAUGCAAAACUCAAACAGUUGCACAGAAAUGAAAUGUUAUCUAAGAGAGAAGAUAAUAGAUAUGAAAUUGAGCAGUAUGUGAGUGAAAAUAAGAAGAAACAGUUCUACGGUGAAUGGUAUAUUCAAGCAGAAAAGAAAUUAACUGCCAAUAUUGCCCAACAUAAAAUUAAAGAUGCAUUAAAAAACAGAAAUGAUUGGUUGGAAGAACGAAGAGACAGAUUGCGUCAGUUGUAUGAAGAUGAAAAAAAUAAAUAUUUUCAAGAGAUCGAACAGCAAGGAGAGACUCCGGCAGAACGUAAAACAAGAAUGUUUUAUUCAUUGCAAUGUUUACUUGAAAAGAAAGAAGAAGAACGACUACAAAUUGUCAAAGAAAAGUUAGAUCAACAAUGGAGAGAAAAUUGCCAUGAAUUGGAUCCGAUAAUCAGUAAGAUGAUAUGUAAAGAAGUUUCAAACGAUCGAAAACAGCAGCUCAUUCUUAAAGCUAAAAUGGAGGAAGAGAUGAGGGAAAGGGAAAAUAUAUUUGCAAAAUGUUGGCAGAAAGAUGCAGAAAUUAAAUCUGAAAGGAUUAGAUUCGAAGAAGAAAAUCGUAGAAAGAAAAAUAUUGAGUAUGCUUUGAUUCAAAAAGCACACUUUGAGGAGGAACAGAGGAAGAAAAAAUUGCAAAAGUUAGAUAAAGAAGAAAUAGAACUUGAGAAACAACAAAGGGAAAUAAUGAAGCUCGACAAGAUUUGGAAUCACGAGAAAAAGUUGAAAUCUCAAGAAAAGGUGCGACGGGAUUUGGAUAAAUGUUUAGUAAUUAAGAAUAAAAUUCGACAAAAGCAAAAGGAAGAGGAAGAUAUAUUAAAUGAAUAUUAUAUAACUUUUAGAAACCUAAUAGAUGAGAAAAAUAAAACAAGAAAAAUGGAUAAGCAGGUAAAGUUUAGUUUAAAUAUCAAAACUUUAUUGAAUGGUCGCCAUGGUAACGAGAAUAAACAUCGUCGCGGCGAUAGAUGA